Messenger RNA from Piliocolobus tephrosceles (Ugandan red Colobus), 2543 nucleotides. RefSeq names its product serpin family B member 13 (gene SERPINB13). Lineage: Eukaryota; Metazoa; Chordata; Mammalia; Primates; Cercopithecidae. The transcript is spliced from 8 exons. Gene Ontology annotation, molecular function: serine-type endopeptidase inhibitor activity. Bases 168 to 1370 code for a protein of 400 amino acids. The record is from RefSeq and is a predicted model, not a curated record.
AAAGUUCCAAGGAGAUUUUAAGGUGCACUCAAGGUGGAAAACCACUGCUGAAGCAGAUGUGGAGAACUAUAAAUUAAGAAUCCCAGCUACUUAACUGACAUAUGCUUCCAAGUUCCUUGCCCAGCCACUACUGUCUCUCCAAAAACCCGAGAUACCGCUAAAUCAUCAUGGAUACACUCGGCGCCAUUAGCACUCGAUUUGGGUUUGAUCUUUUCAAAGAGCUGAAGAAAACAAAUGAUGGCAACAUCUUCUUUUCCCCUGUGGGUCUCUUGACUGCCAUUGGCAUGCUCCUGCUGGGCACCCGAGGAGCCACCGCUUCCCAGUUGGAGGAGGUAUUUCACUCUGAAAAAGGCAUGAAGAGCUCAAGAACAAAGGCUGAAGAAAACGAGGUGGUGAGAAUAAAGGCUGAAGGAAAAGAGAUUGAGAAGACAGAAGCAAUACAUCAACAAUUCCAAAAGUUUUUGACUGAAAUAAGCAAACUCACUAAUGAUUAUGAACUGAACAUAGCCAACAGGCUGUUUGGAGAAAAAACAUACCUCUUCCUUCAAAAAUACUUAGAUUAUGUUGAAAAAUAUUAUCAUGCAUCUCUGGAACCUGUUGAUUUUGUAAAUGCAGCAGAUGAAAGUCGAAAGAAGAUUAAUUCCUGGGUUGAAAGCAAAACAAAUGAAAGAAUCAAGGACUUGUUCCCAGAUGGCUCUAUUAGUAGCUCUACCAAGCUGGUGCUGGUGAACACAGUUUAUUUUAAAGGGCAAUGGGACAGGGAGUUUAAGAAAGAAAAUACUAAGGAAGAUAAAUUUUGGAUGAAUAAGAGCACAAGUAAAUCUGUGCAGAUGAUGACACAGAGCCAUUCCUUUAGCUUCACUUUCCUGGAGGACUUGCAGGCCAAAAUUCUAGGGAUUCCAUAUAAAAACAAUGACCUGAGCAUGUUUGUGCUUCUGCCCAACGACAUCGAUGGUCUGGAGAAGAUAAUAGAUAAAAUAAGUCCUGAGAAAUUGGUAGAGUGGACUAGUCCAGGGCAUAUGGAAGAAAGAAGGGUGAAUCUGCACUUGCCCCGGUUUGAGGUGGAGGACAGUUACGACCUUGAGGCGGUCCUGGCUGCCAUGGGGAUGAGCGAUACCUUCAGUGAGCACAAAGCCGACUACUCGGGGACGUCCUCACUCUCCGGGUUGCAGGCCCAGAAGUUCCUGCACAGUUCCUUUGUGGCAGUAACUGAAGAAGGCACUGAGGCUGCAGCUGCCACCGGCAUAGGCUUUACUGUCACAUCCGCCCCAGGUCAUGAAAAUGUUCACUGCAAUCAUCCCUUCCUGUUCUUCAUCAGGCACAAUGAAUCCAACAGCAUCCUCUUCUUUGGCAGAUUUUCUUCUCCUUAAGAUGAUCGUUGCCAUGGCAUUGCUGCUUUUAGUAAAAAAGCAACCACCAGUGUUAUUCAUACGAUUAUGAAAAUCGUCCAUUCUUUUAAAUGUUGUCUCACUUGCAUUUCCAGUCUUGGCCACCAAAUCAAUGAUUUAAUGACCCCAAUAGUGUACGUGUUUGUAACCAUCCUUGAAAGUGAAAUAUCCUUUUCUUUGUGCCAUGCAUAAGGUGAGUCAAACCAAACCUCAUUGAUAAUCUCCCCUUGGUUUCUUUUGAAAGGAAAUCGGUAUCUUGUAGUUUUGUGCACUAAAGGAGAGAAAGUCUCUCCAGUAAAGAGUAUGAACUAGUAAUUUUGAGGAGGUCUCUCUAAUUCUAGUAUUUUUACAUGUUAUGAUACACAAGUAAAAUAAAACAAUAGUUUACUCAGCUCAUGUUACUAUUCCCCAACAGAUAUUGUGGCAAAUUGCACAUAGGAAAGAAAAUUUAGGAAUACAGUAGCAAAACAUAAAUUAAAACUCAAAUGCCAGGACAACAUAAAACAAUAUACCAGAUGGAGAGGACGUCCGUAUUUUCAUCUUCCAUUCUAACAUUAUCCAUUGUUAGAUGCAUAAGCAUUUUGAUAUUGUGUAAUAAAUGUGGUAUUUGAGAAGAUAAAUGAUGUAGUUGAUCAGUAUUCCUCCUCUAUCAUCUUUUUAGACUUUAUAAGGUAAAUAUUUGGAAUAACUUUUAGAAGAGUUUCCUUUCUUUUUCUCCAUUUACAUUUUUCUGGUUAUUUUUUGAGUGAGGUAGGAGUAUUACUGAAUGAUAUUUUCUGAAGAUGCUUUAUGAAAAGCUCUGAAUCGAUUCUUAAUGCUCUUAAUUAUUGGCUUGUUUCACUUUUUUCCUCCAGUUUUUAACAAGGUCACAUAACUGGCUUAUUUUUUAACAGCUUUGUCAAACUACAAUUUACAUGCCAUAAAAUGUAUACACUGUAAGUUUGUAAUUCGUUGACUUUUAGUAAAUUUCUAGAGUUAUGCAUCACCACAAUCCAGUUUUAGAAUAUUUCCAUGACCCUAAGAAGUUUUCUCAUGCUUAUUAAUAUUCCCAAUCCUAGGCACCACUGAGUUGUUUUCUGUCUUUACAAGUUUUUCUUUCUACAUCUUAUGUAAAUGGAAUCAUACUACACAUAGUAUUUUGUGUCUGGCGUCUUG